AUGGCUUCAGAGAGAGUCACUGCUCAGCCGGUGCCAGCAGCAGUCAACACGAUGCCUGUGCAUGAUGCCAAAGAUGAAAUCACGACUACCCUGGCCAAGUCCGACUCUGAUUACGACCAUCUCGAGGAGGGCAAGUCCGGCAAGUACGAAGAGUACUACAGCGCCGGUCUGAACGAAGAGGAAUCCCGCUUCAUGGCCGGCUUCACCCCAGCACAGGAGAAGAAGAUCUUCCGCAAAAUCGACUUUCGUGUCGUUCCGAUGUUAGCUAUGCUUUACCUAAUCUCUCAUUUGGACCGUGCGAAUCUGGGCAACGCAAAGAUCGAGGGUCUAGAGAGGGACCUAGGCAUGACCGGCACAGACUACAACAUUGCCGUCUCGGUCUUCUUCAUCCCGUACAUCUUACUGGAGAUUCCGUCGAACGUCCUCUUGGCUAGGUUCGCAAAGCCCAGUCUUUACAUGGGCAUCCUGGUCACCUGCUGGGGCCUGGUUGUCACUUUUUCUGGCUUUACCGCCAGCUUCGCCGGUCUAUGUGUCUCAAGGUUCCUCGUCGGUGUCUUCGAGGCUGGUUUCUUCCCAGGAGCAGUCUGGCUGAUCUCCAAUUGGUAUCCACCAUACAAAACCCAGUCCCGGACCGCCAUCUUCUACUUGUCCAGUGCUGCCUCUGGCGCCUUCUCAGGUCUUCUCGCAGCAGGCAUUGCCCAGAUGGAUGGACUGGGUGGAAAGCAGGGCUGGAGAUGGAUCUUCAUCAUCGAAGGCAUCCUGUCAGUCAUGUUCGGCAUUGCUACGUUCCUGUUCCUCCCAGACACGCCCGCUCUGUCAGGGCGCUGGCUGUCGGAACCCGAGCAACGGUAUCUUGUCCUCCUACAUCGGGCAACCCGUGGCAGCAAUGCUGCGCGGAACACAAAUUCGGAAGGAGAGCAGGAGAAGAAGAAGAAGCACGUCGACUGGAAGGCGAUGAAGGCUAUUUUCUGCGACCGCCAUAUCUACUUGCAGGCUAUCAUCUUUGCAUCCAAUGCCAUUCCAAACAACGGCAUGAAGUAUACGAUGCCUCAAAUUGUUCGAAAUAUGGGCUACAAAUCCACGACGGCACAGCUUCUCUCUGCGCCUCCCUACAUCGCUGGGGCCAUCGCCACAGUUCUCAGCUCCCUCUGGGCCGACAAGCACUCGAAGAGAAUGGUGCCCAUUCUUUUCUUCCAGGCUUGCGUUCUGGUCUCCAUGGCUGUCCUGUUUCGCUACUCACCCGAAAUUGCCGAUAACAUUCCAUUGUGCUAUACCAUGGUGGUGAUCGUAUGCAUUGGUGUCUAUCCUAUCAUUCCAGCGAACAAUACCUGGUGCUUGAAUAAUCUAGCCGGCGCAGAGAAACGUGUUGCAGGUGUAGCAUUCUUGGUCACCAUGGGCAACACUGGUGGCUUCAUUGGCAGCUGGGUCUUCUUGAACACCGAAAGUCCGAGCUACCCAACUGGCUUCGGAACUUGUCUGUCUAUUGCAGCUGCAGGCAUGAUCAGUGCUGUUACACUUGAAUGGCUGUACAGCAGACACAACAAGCGGUGGGAGGGCUACACGAGAGAGCAGAUCGAGGAGAUGUAUACGGCGGAGCAAUUGGAGGAGAUGGGAGAUCGUAGCCCUUUGUUCAAAUACGGCUUGUAA
Cyphellophora attinorum is the source of this 1647-nucleotide messenger RNA. RefSeq names its product putative transporter. The transcript has 2 exons. Lineage: Eukaryota; Fungi; Ascomycota; Eurotiomycetes; Chaetothyriales; Cyphellophoraceae. The record is from RefSeq and is a predicted model, not a curated record. Gene Ontology annotation, cellular component: membrane. Gene Ontology annotation, molecular function: transmembrane transporter activity. The coding region runs from base 1 to 1647 and encodes 548 amino acids. Gene Ontology annotation, biological process: transmembrane transport.